AUGCGCUGCUGGACCUUUGGGACUGCGCUAGGCGUGCUGGCUUUAGGCUCCGUGGAAGGGCUCGACAACUGUGAUAGCAACGUGUUGGUGAAAGCCUACGAAGGUCUCAAUGUGAAACCGCAGCUGGUGUCGUGCAUGACCAAAAACAAAUUUGGCGCUGCGCUGGAUGGAUCCGUGAACUAUGGGUCCAUGAAUGCCGCCACGGCACCCGACCAGAUCAAGACAAUUUGCGCCGUCGACUCGUGCAAAACUAUUCUGUCGGCGCUUGUGAGCAGUAGCAGUUUUGAGCUUACUAACUGCAUUGUCGGCGACAACGUUGUGCUUAAGGUCGAGAUCAGCAACCUACAGGCAAUCUGCACAACUUUAUCGGCUCCUAAGGAAACUCCUACGACUUCGCCCACGGAAGCACCUACGACUCCUCCCACAGAACCUCCCACGGAACCUCCUACGGAAGCACCUACGGAACCUCCGACGGAACCUCCGACGGAACCUCCUACGGAACCUCCUACGGAACCUCCUACGGAACCUCCUACGGAACCUCCUACGGAACCUCCUACGGAACCUCCUACGGAACCUCCUACGGAACCUCCUACGGAACCUCCUACGGAACCUCCGACGGAACCUCCUACGGAACCUCCUACGGAACCUCCGACGGAACCUCCGACGGAACCUCCGACGGAACCUCCGACGGAACCUCCGACGGAACCUCCGACGGAACCUCCGACGGAACCUCCGACGGAACCUCCGACGGAACCUCCGACGGAACCUCCCGACGGAACCUCCGACGGAACCUCCGACGGAACCUCCGACGGAACCUCCGACGGAACUUCCUACGGAACCUCCUACGGAACCACCGACGGAACCUCCUACGGAACCUCCUACGGAACCUCCGACGGAACCUCCGACGGAACCUCCGACGGAACCUCCGACGGAACCUCCGACGGAACCUCCGACGGAACCUCCGACGGAACCUCCGACGGAACCUCCGACGGAACCUCCGACGGAACCUCCGACGGAACCUCCCACGGAACCUCCCACGGAACCUCCCACGGAACUUUUUACGAAACCCCCCAACGGACGCCAGCACAGAAAAUUGAACUGCAAUUCCGUAGCCAAGUGGAAACGUGUGUCCAGGAAAAUGAUCCUGCUCAAGCGCUUCAAGUGUACGAGCAGAUGAAGCGUGAAGGCGUCAGUGUGGCUGCGUACGUCUACAAUAUGAUUAUCAAUCUAUGCAGCAAAGCCAACGAGCCAAUGAACUUUAAAGCGGGAGCAUGUAAAGUGUACGAAGAAAUGAAGCAGCAGGCCAGUGCUGCUACAAACCAGACAAAGAUGAAAGCCGUGGUAGUGGGUGAACCCAUUUACAGUGCCAUGAUCAAGCUCUGCAGCAACGUUAAUGACUUUGACGCGUGCGACGCACUUAUUGCUGAACUAGAGGAAGCAAAAGUGGUGCCCAAGCUACGCACGUUUAGUCCGCUGUUACAGGCGUACAGCGCUGCUGGUAAUCUGGACAAAUGCGUCUGGGUACAUGAAAAGUUACGUUCGCAUGACCUGGAGCCGAUGGAAGACGGUUAUGUGGCACUGCUACGUGUAUGUGUGAAGACAGGCAACGCCGAGCGCUUUUAUGCUUUUCUACAUAGAUUUAUUGACGAAAUCUGGCAGCCGAGUCUGUCAACGUGGGACGUACUGAAAGAGUGGUUUAACAGGCACGUUGGAUCUGAGGCAUCGCAAGUGAACGGCCGGAAAUGGAAGAUUAGUGAGGGUACAGUGAGCAAGGAAGGCGUAUGCUCUGUGACAAACAACCAGUUGCAGUCGUUGGACCUGUCAACAGAGCUGGAAGAGGCGCUCCUGACCAAGAUUGAGAAGCUCGUGCGUACGGACGAGAAGCGCAAGUCACAAUGGGACGAGUUUAAACAGUGGUUGGGGAAGUUUGGGCCAUUUGAUGUGAUUAUUGACGCUGCCAAUGUCGGGUAUUGUAACCAGAAUUUCCACGGCGGUGGCUUUAAUUACGGACAGAUUAAGCUCAUGGUACAGCACUACGAGGCAAAGAACAAGAAGGUGCUAAUUGUGCUGCAUGAACGCCGUACGUUGGACGAGCAGGUGCCGAUUGAGUACCGAACGUUGAUCGCAGAGUGGCGUGCGAGCCACAAGAUGUUCAAUUGCCAGCCUGGUAACAAUGACGACUGGUACUGGCUCUAUGCGGCAGUAAAGCUUGGUGGUCGCACGCUCAUGGUCUCUAACGACGAGAUGCGUGACCACCAUUUUCAAAUGAUUCACAAUCGCUCAUUUGGCCGCUGGAAGGAACGUCACCAGGUUCGUUAUCAGGUGCAUGGACGUCGUGUCAUAGUGAAUGAGCCACUGCCCUACUCAGAACGAUCACAACGUAUUGGGAACGUUUGGCAUUUCCCAUCACGGAAAAAACUCAUCAAGGAAGCAGAAUCGGUUGCACAAGUCACAGACGACAACAACGACGAGACGCACUGGCUAUGCGUUGAAUUGGAAGAGACGUAUUAG
Molecule: messenger RNA, 2511 nt
Organism: Peronospora belbahrii
Lineage: Eukaryota; Oomycota; Peronosporomycetes; Peronosporales; Peronosporaceae
Source: the annotation of a GenBank genome assembly